ACCGCCUCCGCCACAGCCCCGGCGCGGCGCGGCGCCGGCUGCGCGCCUGCAUGAGGUUGAUGCUGCUGUGCUGCACCUGGAGGGACGAGCCUAUGGGAGAGGACGAAGGGAGCGACCUGCCGGUGUGUGCGAGCUGUGGGCAGGGCAUCUACGAUGGGCAGUACCUGCAGGCUCUGAAGGCUGACUGGCAUGCCGACUGCUUCAGGUGUUGUGAGUGCGGGGCCUCCCUGUCCCACCAGUACUACGAGAAGGAUGGGCGCCUGUACUGCAAGAAGGAUUACUGGGCACGCUUCGGGGAGCUGUGCCACGGCUGCUCCGAGCAGAUCACCAAGGGGCUGGUCAUGGUGGCCGGGGAGCAGAAGUAUCACCCCGAGUGCUUCAGCUGCCUCAACUGCCGCGCCUUCAUCGGGGACGGGGACACGUACGCGCUGGUGGAGCGCUCCAAGCUCUACUGCGGCCACUGCUACUACCAGAUGGUGGUGACGCCGGUGAUCGAGCAGAUCCUGCCGGACUCGCCGGCCUCCCGCAUCCCUCACACCGUCACCCUCGUGUCCAUCCCCGCCUGCUCCGACGGCAAGCGCGGCUUCUCCGUCUCCAUCGACCAGGGCUGCGGCACCGAGCACCCGCGCACCGUGCGCGUCCGAGAGGUAGACCCGGACUGCAUCAGCCCUGACAUGAAGAACUCCAUCCACGUUGGUGACCGCAUCCUGGAGAUCAAUGGAACCCCUAUUGGCCACGUCCCCCUGGAUGAGAUCGACCUGCUGAUCCAGGAGACGAGCCGCCUGCUGCAGCUAACCAUCGAGCACGACCCCCACGAGCCCCUGGGCCAGGAGCCAGGGCUGGCAGGCAGCCCCCUGCCCGCCCUGUGCAGCCCCCUGCGCUCGCCAGCCCCCGUGCCCUGCGGGGACCCCGCUGCCAUGCGCCAGCGCGCUGUCACGAGGAGCUGCAGCACGGACAAGUCCCCGGGCUCGGGCUCCGUGGGCUCUCCCGCGUCGCAGCGCAAGGACAUCGGGCGUUCCGAGUCCCUGCGCGUCGUGUCCCGCGCCCACCGCAUCUUCCGCCCCUCGGACCUCAUCCAUGGGGAGGUGCUGGGCAAGGGCUGCUUUGGCCAGGCCAUCAAGGUGACGCAUCGGGAGACGGGCGAGGUGAUGGUCAUGAAGGAGCUGAUUCGCUUUGAUGAGGAGACCCAGAGGACCUUCCUCAAAGAGGUGAAGGUGAUGCGCUGCCUGGAGCACCCCAACGUGCUCAAGUUCAUUGGAGUGCUCUAUAAGGAGAAGAGGCUCAACUUCAUCACAGAGUACAUCAAAGGGGGCACUUUAAGGAGCCUCAUCAAGAGCAUGGACAGCCACUACCCCUGGAGCCAGCGGGUCAGCUUUGCCAAGGACAUCGCUGCUGGCAUGGCCUACCUCCACUCCAUGAACAUCAUCCACCGCGACCUCAACUCUCACAACUGCCUCGUGCGGGAGAACAAGAGUGUGGUGGUGGCUGACUUCGGGCUGGCGCGGCUGAUGGUGGAUGAGAAGAACCAGCCCGAACAUCUCAAGAACCUGAAGAAACCGGACCGCAAGAAACGCUACACGGUGGUGGGGAACCCCUACUGGAUGGCCCCCGAGAUGAUCAAUGGGAGGAGCUAUGAUGAGAAGGUGGACAUCUUCUCCUUCGGCAUCGUCCUGUGCGAGAUCAUCGGCCGGGUGAGCGCCGACCCCGAUUACCUGCCCCGCACCACCGACUUCGGCCUCAACGUCCGGGGCUUCCUGGAGCGCUACUGCCCCCCCGCCUGCCCCCCCAGCUUCUUCCCCAUCGCCGUCUGCUGCUGCGACCUGGACCCCGAGAAGCGGCCGUCCUUCGCCAAGCUGGAGCAGUGGCUGGAGACGCUGCGCAUGCACCUGGAGAUCCACCUGCCGCUGAGCUCGCAGCUGGAGCAGCUGGACCGAGCCUUCGGGGAGGCGCACCGGCGGGAGGGGGCGCUGCCCGCGGCCCCGCGGUAGAGCCCCCGCCCGCGCCCCUCCGCAGCCACGGGAGACGGAGCUGCGCUCGCCACCAGCCGCUCCUGGGGCUGCCUCCCCCCGGGGCUGGAUCCCCGGGCCCCCGGAUGGCCCCCGUCCCGCUGCCCACCCCGGGGAGCUGGCUCUCCCCGGGGCCGCAUGGCCCUGGGCACCCCCACGCCGUAGCUCUGAGCGCCGGGACCAGCCCGGCUGGCCGCACCGCGGGGACCGUCCCCGUGUCCCCACCCCGGCUCACCUCCCCUUUGCACAGCGGGGCUGCCCCGGACGGUGC
Molecule: messenger RNA, 2277 nt
Organism: Melozone crissalis (California towhee)
Lineage: Eukaryota; Metazoa; Chordata; Aves; Passeriformes; Passerellidae
Gene: LIMK1
Product: LIM domain kinase 1
Exons: 16
Coding region: 51-1988 (645 amino acids)
Biological process (GO): positive regulation of stress fiber assembly; actin cytoskeleton organization; protein phosphorylation
Cellular component (GO): neuron projection; nucleus; cytoplasm
Molecular function (GO): ATP binding; protein binding; protein serine/threonine kinase activity
Source: RefSeq, a predicted model, not a curated record